AUGCGUUUCUCCUUUGCAUCCCUCCUCUUCCUUGGAGCGACAUUGGUCGCUGCUGGCUCUGGCCCGGACGAUUCCUCUGCCUCUUCCAGGAGCGCUCACUCUCUCAGCCGAACUGGUAACAACUUGAAGGCCCGUAGCAACAUCUUUGCUCGCGCUGGCGGCGACGAACACUGCUCUGGUAAGGGUGUUACCUGCCAGAGCUGCUUCGGUAGCGGCUUCAGGGAAUGCCCUGAUGACUCGACCAAGUGCUACAACCCAAACGACCCAAACUACUCUAGCUGCAGCGGAAGCUCUGGUGGUUCCUCCGGUGGAAGCUCUGGCGGAAGCGCAGGUGGCUCUGACUCGUGCUCCGGCAAAAGUGUUACCUGCCAGAGCUGCUUCGGUAGCGGUUACAGAGAAUGCCCUGGUGAUUCUACCAAGUGCUACAACCCAGACGACCCAAAGUACUCUAGCUGCAACCCCUCCGGUGGAUCUGGCGGUUCCUCUGGCGGCUCUGGUGGCUCCGGUGGCUCUGGUAGCAGCGGUGCUACCGAUGAAAGCUGCGCUCGCACCUAUGGACCCGGUAACAAAGUGUGCGGUACUGACAGCUGCUACAAUCCUACCGCGGGAGAAACCUGCUGUGCCAACACUGGCAGAAGUGCUCUAAGUCUGGAACUCUUUGCUGUGCUCCUAGGUAUUAGCUCCGAUGAUAGCACCACUACUUCUUCCUCCAGCUCUUCAACCGCUACAUCUUCCUCUAGAAGUUCUUUCCCAACAUCCACUGACCGCACUGGAUCCUCUCCAUCGUCUUCACCAGAUACUCCUCAGAACAACGGUGCUAGCUCCCUCGCUGCCAAUGUCCUUCCCAUCCUUGCUGGUGGCCUGGGCAUGAUCGCUGCCCUCUAA
Microsporum canis CBS 113480 is the source of this 885-nucleotide messenger RNA. Its product is annotated as keratin-associated protein 5-4. The record is from RefSeq and is a predicted model, not a curated record. NCBI's taxonomy places the organism in Eukaryota, Fungi, Ascomycota, Eurotiomycetes, Onygenales, Arthrodermataceae. The transcript has 3 exons. The coding region runs from base 1 to 885 and encodes 294 amino acids.